Nymphaea colorata (pocket water lily) is the source of this 1866-nucleotide messenger RNA. RefSeq lists its product as uncharacterized. The record is from RefSeq and is a predicted model, not a curated record. NCBI's taxonomy places the organism in Eukaryota, Viridiplantae, Streptophyta, Magnoliopsida, Nymphaeales, Nymphaeaceae. Gene Ontology annotation, cellular component: 90S preribosome. The coding region runs from base 276 to 1436 and encodes 386 amino acids. The transcript is spliced from 2 exons.
UUGAUUUUCCUUUUUAUGCCCUAAAGAGUAAAGAUGCAUAAGAGGAACCCAGCCGCGCCCCCGCCCUUUCUCUCUCUGUCCGGAGUCUAGAGGGUGCACUCCGGCGACGGGCGUCCCUCGAUCUUCCUUUCCGGUUCUCUUCAACGGAACCGACAGUCUGGCGGCGGGUGAGUUUUCGGCUCCCUACUGUUUAUUCCGUGAAUCGGGAUCAAGUUCCAAGGGUUUACAGCUUCUCUCACUCUCCCUGGCUUUCUGCUCUUUGCUUCCAUAACCUCAUGAUGAACAAGGGUACCACAAGUUCUUCGACAGUUUCAUUGUCGAGGGUGAGCGAAGAGACAGCAGGGAGGGCUGUCGAUUCUCUCCUUAAGUGGGUCAUUGCAAGGCCCAAGUAUCAGAAGGCCCAACUCUUUGACCAUGAUGAGUUUCUCUAUCUCAUCCUUACUCUCAAGAGGAUUCCGGCCUCCCCGAGAAUGCGCCCUUUUAAGAUCCCCCUCCCCAACCCUCUCUUCCCCUUCGAUGGUUCCUUGGAGAUCUGCCUCAUCAUCGACGACCGCCCUAAAUCCCUCAAUUCCAAGGAAGCCAAGCAGAAGAUUGAAGAGGAAGGUAUACCCAUCUCAAAAGUGCUGAAAUUUUCCAAGUUGAAGACUGACUACCGCGCCUUUGAGGCUCGGCGGAAGCUCUGCGGGUCUUAUGACCUCUUCUUCGCUGACAAGCGGAUUAUUCCACUCUUGCCACGCCUCCUUGGCAAGUCCUUCUUCAGGAAAAAGAAGAUCCCAUUGCCUGUUGAACUCACUCACAAAAAUUGGAAAGAGCAGAUGCAGUGCGCCUGCAAUUCGACAUUUUUUUUCUUAAGAAUGGGCACCUGCAGCGUCCUCAAGGUCGGGAAGGUGUCACAGAAAAGAGAGGAGAUCAUUGCCAAUGUAAUGGCAGCCACCCAAGGGAUUGUUGAUGUUAUUCCAAAGAAAUGGGAUAAUGUUAGGUCCUUCCACCUGAAGACUCUGGAAUCAUUGGCGUUGCCCAUUUAUCAGGUGUUACCAGAAAACGGUCUCAAGAUUGACACUGGGAUAGAGAAAGUGCAACCUCAUUCUAUCGAGAAGGAAUCUACCAAAGAAGUCACAGAGAGUAGGAAGGAAAAGGAGAAGAAACAAUCUAAGAAGGGUAGAAUUCAUGAAGUGCAGUAUAUGAAUUCGAUUUUGGGCGAGCCUGAUGCUGGUUCAUCAGAUGAUGAUGUUGGUCCUGGUGAUUCUGAUAACAAUGAUGAUGGCCUUCAUCCUUUUGUUAGUGAUGUUGGAAAAUUGGCUGAGAAAAAGGAGAAAAUGAAGAAAAUGAAGGUGACAAGUGGAACGAGUGAUAAGAAGUCACCUAAAAAGUUGAAGGCCCUGGGACAGGGAAAGAUGAAAGGUACCAAGAAGCAGAAAAAGGGUGUUAAAGCAUGAAGACGGAUAAUGUUGAAAUGAUUUUGUUGGUAUUCAGUAGUUGUUGCUCGACUUCUUUUACCAGGAGGGGACAAUGCUGCGGGGGAAUUGACCAUCUAAAGGGAUGUGAAAAAGAAAGCUUUUUUGGAAAGAGUAAAGCAAAUUCUGCAGACCGCGGAGUAACCCAGUUUUGUUAAAUGUAGCUGUUACACAUUUUUUAAGCCAUCCAAUUUUAGUUUGGGCAUGUAUGGUUGACACAUCUGUCUCAGGGGCUGCUUUAUUGUUUCUAAUUAUUCUUCAAUAUACCCGUUUGCAACUUCUAUCCCUGUUAGAUGGAUUUUUAGAUGCACAAUCUGAAUGUAUAACAGCACGUCCCAUUAUUUCUCUACCUGAGAUGCUUGUUAUUUUGUUGUUUAAUUUCCACUACGAUACUUGGUUUCAUUCUUCUCAA